This is a messenger RNA of Gastrolobium bilobum, 525 nucleotides long. Its product is annotated as CASP-like protein 4D1. Bases 1 to 525 code for a protein of 174 amino acids. Lineage: Eukaryota; Viridiplantae; Streptophyta; Magnoliopsida; Fabales; Fabaceae. The transcript has 3 exons. The record is from RefSeq and is a predicted model, not a curated record.
AUGAAUAGCACACCCUCAAGUUCCAUAGUUACAGUAACUGUUCUCUUUUUGAGGAUCUUUACCUUUGUGUUCCUUUUGAUUGCGCUCAUACUCAUUGUCAUAGACAAGUUUGAAGAUACAAGUGAUUACCCAGAAGACACAUAUAAUGAAACAGAGGAACUCAACUUCAAUUUUUUGCAUGCUUAUCGAUACAUGUUAUCCACAAUAGUCAUCGGAUCUGCGUAUAACCUCCUGCAAAUGGCGCUCUCAAUCAUCAGUUUGGUCACAGGAAACCGUGUAUUUAGGGGUAAUGGUGGCUAUCUAUUUGAUUUUCUUGGUGACAAGAUUAUAUCAUUCCUUCUAAUUUCCGGUUCAGCUGCUGAAUUUGGUUUCUCUCUAGAUCUGCCAAGGAUGUACGAAUUAAAUCAUUCCAUGAAGUCCUUUUUGGAAAAUGCAAACAUCGCAGCUAGUCUUCUUCUUAUUGGAUUUCUGCUCACUGCCAUCGCAUCAAUUUUCUCUUCGUUUGCUUUCCCAAAGAAAGCUUAA